Messenger RNA from Orycteropus afer afer, 1491 nucleotides. It is a transcript of the gene GPS1, whose product is annotated as G protein pathway suppressor 1. The coding region runs from base 76 to 1491 and encodes 471 amino acids. The record is from RefSeq and is a predicted model, not a curated record. Lineage: Eukaryota; Metazoa; Chordata; Mammalia; Tubulidentata; Orycteropodidae. The transcript has 14 exons. Gene Ontology annotation, cellular component: COP9 signalosome.
GGCGCAGCGGGGGACUGCAGCCUGAGCGUCGGGCUGUCGGCCUGUGCUCUGCUCCUCGAGGGGGCGGUGGAGCCCAUGCAGAUUGACGUGGACCCCCAGGAGGACCCCCAGAAUGCACCUGAUGUUAAUUACGUGGUGGAGAACCCCACCCUGGACCUGGAGCAGUAUGCAGCCAGCUACAGUGGCCUGAUGCGUAUCGAGCGGCUACAGUUCAUUGCUGACCACUGUCCCCCGCUGCGGGUGGAAGCCCUGAAGAUGGCCCUGUCUUUCGUGCAGAGGACCUUCAACGUGGACAUGUACGAGGAGGUCCACCGCAAGCUGUCGGAGGCUACCAGGGAGAUGCAGCACGUCCCUGACGCCAUCCCCGACAGUGGUGUGGAGCCCCCGCCCCUGGACGCGGCCUGGGUGGAGGCCACACGCAAAAAGGCUCUGCUGAAGCUGGAGAAGCUGGACACGGACCUGAAGAACUACAAGGGGAACUCCAUCAAGGAGAGCAUCAGGCGUGGUCACGAUGACCUGGGGGACCACUACCUUGACUGCGGGGACCUCAGCAACGCCCUCAAGUGCUACUCACGGGCCCGUGACUACUGCACCAGCGCGAAGCACGUCAUCAACAUGUGUCUCAAUGUUAUCAAGGUCAGCGUCUACCUGCAGAACUGGUCUCACGUGCUGAGUUACGUUAGCAAGGCCGAGUCCACCCCUGAGAUUGCUGAGCAGCGUGGGGAGCGGGACAGCCAGACCCAGGCCAUACUCACAAAGCUCAAGUGUGCCGCAGGCCUGGCCGAGCUGGCUGCCCGGAAGUACAAGCAGGCUGCCAAGUGCUUCCUGCUUGCCUCCUUUGACCACUGCGACUUCCCCGAGCUGCUUUCCCCUAGCAACGUGGCUGUCUACGGGGGCCUGUGUGCCCUGGCCACCUUUGACCGCCAGGAGCUUCAGCGCAACGUCAUCUCCAGCAGCUCCUUCAAGCUGUUCCUGGAGCUGGAGCCCCAGGUACGGGACAUCAUCUUCAAGUUCUACGAGUCCAAGUAUGCCUCAUGUCUCAAGAUGCUGGAUGAGAUGCAGGACAACCUCCUCUUGGAUAUGUACCUUGCUCCCCACGUCAGGACCCUAUAUACCCAGAUCCGCAACCGUGCCCUCAUCCAGUAUUUCAGUCCCUACGUGUCGGCAGACAUGCGCAAAAUGGCCACUGCCUUCAACACCACGGUGGCCGAGCUGGAGGACGAGCUGACCCAACUGAUCUUGGAGGGGCUCAUCAACGCGCGGAUCGAUUCUCACAGCAAGAUCCUGCAUGCGCGGGACGUGGACCAGCGCAGCACCACCUUUGAGAAGUCCCUCCUGAUGGGCAAGGAGUUCCAGCGUCGGGCCAAGGCCAUGAUCCUGCGCGCUGCAGUGCUGCGCAACCAGAUCCAUGUCAAGUCUCCUCCGCGAGAAGGAAGCCAGGGGGAGCUCACGCCUGCCAACAGCCAGUCCCGGAUGAGCACCAACAUGUGA